Messenger RNA from Cimex lectularius (bed bug), 1575 nucleotides. RefSeq lists its product as uncharacterized. Gene Ontology annotation, molecular function: heparin binding; growth factor activity. Gene Ontology annotation, biological process: mesoderm morphogenesis. The record is from RefSeq and is a predicted model, not a curated record. Bases 2 to 475 code for a protein of 157 amino acids. NCBI's taxonomy places the organism in Eukaryota, Metazoa, Arthropoda, Insecta, Hemiptera, Cimicidae. Gene Ontology annotation, cellular component: extracellular region. The transcript has 4 exons.
GAUGAAGUGCAGGUGUCUGGUACUUUUGGCUGUCGUUUUAUUAGCCACGUUGGUAUUGGCCGAAGGAGAAAUUUGGGAAGAAGACGAAAAGGAGGUGCUGAUCAGGAGUGAAAGGGGUGCGAAGAACGGAAAAGAGCCUUGCCGUUAUGAAAAAGGACCGUGGAGCGAGUGUGAUCAGAAGAGUAACAUGAGAGCAAGGCAGCUGACAUUGAAAAAGAAAGCCGAUGGAUCCACAUACCCGAAUUGCGAGGAAACAAAAACAAUCCAAAAGAAGUGCAAAAAAGCCUGCAGAUACGAGAAGGGAACAUGGAGCACAUGCAAUCCACAGAAUGAGAUGGUCCGCACAGACACAUUGAAGGAAAAGAGCGAUCCAUCUUGCGAACAGAAGAGAAUAACAACUAAAAAGUGUAAGAACAAAGCCGGCCGUCCUAACAAGGCGAACAAAGUUUCAGGUUCAAGGCGCAACAGGCAGUAGAAGAAAGAACUGAGAAGCAGUGAUAAAGCCAUUCAUUAUAAACAGUAAUUUUCAAAUUAACGCUAAUCAUCUUUCACGUUACCUUUUACCUUUCAUUAUAUUUCCUCAAAUCAUAAAUAUUUUUAAAUGAUAAUUACAGCCAGUAAUAUAAAUUCUUUCUUAUGCAACUCCCUGAGCAUUUGAACAGAAAUCAAACUGAACUCACCUGAAUAUACGUGCAACAAGUAAUAUAACUUUUGAAAGUAAAUUUUUAUAUAUACUAUAUAUAACAAUAAAGGAAUACACAAAAAAAUCAAGUUCUAUCUAACUUUUAAAAAUAUAACUUAGUUUCCUUUCCUAUAAUAAAAAGUUAUCAUGUUGAUAUUGAUAUUGAAGAAGAUUAUAUCCCAGGUGUUUGUCCUGUUCAUAGAAAAAGAAAAGCAAGUUUGGACAUUUUGCUUCAGCUAGAUUUUAUUUCUUCUCUUUAAAAAAUAUGAUUUUCAACAUAUUUUUCAAAGUGGCUUCCAUACUUUGAGAUUCCCUUUUCCAUGAGUUGAACAAUUUCCCAAUGAAAAUAGCUAGAAAAAUUAUUAGCUGUAUAAAUAGUUAAUAUUGCAUUAAUACAUUUAGAAAUCAAACGUUUUUCAUAUUUAACGUAUAUGUUUCUUAGAACUCGUUAAUUGAUCAUUACACUUAAUUACUGAUAUAAAAAAAGCAUAAAAUGAAAAAAGAAAAGAAUGUUGGUGUAUAUAUAGUGUGUUGUAGAGUACAUGUUAAGUGUUUAUUAAGAUACAUGUUUAAGGAGCAAAGUCUUCUGUUUACCCACUUAAUCAGAUGAAACUUAAGUUUUUAUCUUGUUUUUAUUUUCUUGAUUAAAACAACAAAACAUGUCAUAUAAUUAAUUUUAAAUUGUGUGUAAUCUUCACAUUUGAGUACAAGAUCUGACAAUUGGAAUAACAAUUGGCUAGAAACAUUAGAUUGUAAAAGCAUAAAACAUAAUCCAAUAGGAUGUUCCAUUGGUCAGAUUUUUGUAACAAUCUUAUAGUACUAUCUUUAUAUAUUUGUUAUUGUGGAUGUAAUAGAUAUUAAUAAUAAAAAUUAAGUCAAUCUUUUUUUUUAAA